AUGGAUUCUCCAGAAAUGGCAGUGGAGGCAGAACCUAACCCUGGAAGUCCUGAAAUAGUCUCUGUGCCCGAAGAAGAAUUGCAAGCAGCUGAGAUUCCCUUUUCCUUUAAAUCGAUUUUUGGUUUAGACGAUUCGAAAAUGGAUUCUGGUGAAGGAGGACCAGAUGCUGAUGCAGUAGCUGCCCACUUACUAUCCUUAAUCCCACUGAAGUUUUUUCCAGUCAUUGUCAUUGGCAUCAUUGCACUAAUCCUAGCUGUGGCCACUGGGCUGGGCUUUCACUUCAACUGUUCUGGGAAGUACAGGUGCAGAUCUUCCUUUCAGUGUAUUCAGCUGACAGCCAGGUGUGAUGGCAUCUCCAACUGUAAAGAAGGGGAGGAUGAAUACAGAUGUGCCAGGGUGAGUGGUCGGAACGCUGUGCUUCAGGUAUUCGUGACUGGUUCCUGGAGGACUGUUUGUUCGGAAAACUGGAAAGAUCAUUAUGGAAAUGUAGCCUGCUCCCAGUUAGGAUUCUCAAGCUAUAUAAGUUCGAGUCCCAUUCGCAUGGGUGCAAUAGAAGAGGAGUUUCGGGCUGAAUUUGUUUCCAUCAAUCACUGGCUUCCAGACAAUCAGGUCACCUCCUUGCACCAUGCAAUGUACUUAAGAGAGGAAUGUGCUUCUGCCCAAGCAAUCAUCUUAAAAUGUGUAGCGUGUGGUCUGAGGGUUGGCUACACCUCCCGUAUCGUUGGUGGGAACAUGUCAUUGCCUAUGCAGUGGCCCUGGCAGGUCAGUCUCCAGUUCCAGGGCUACCACUUGUGCGGUGGAUCGCUCAUCACACCUGUGUGGAUCGUCACAGCGGCCCACUGCGUUUUUGAUCUCUACACUCCUAAAUCUUGGACUGUGCAAGCGGGUUUGGUCAUCCUGCCGGACACUCCAGGCACCCCUCGCUUGGUGAAAAAAAUCAUCUAUCACAGCAAGUAUAAGCCGAAGACCCUGGGAAAUGACAUAGCACUGAUGAAGCUAGCUGAACCCCUCACUUUCAAUGGUUUGAUCCAGCCCAUCUGCCUGCCCAAUUCUGAAGAGCGAUUUCCUGUUGGGAAAGUGUGUUGGACAUCGGGAUGGGGGGCCACAGAAGAUGGAGGUGAAGCUUCAGCUGAGCUGAACCACGCUGCCGUCCCUUUGCUUUCCAACAAAGUAUGCAAUCACAGGGAUGUCUAUGGAGGAAUCAUCGCUCCUUCAAUGCUCUGUGCAGGUUACUUACAGGGAGGGGUGGACAGCUGCCAGGGUGACAGCGGGGGACCCUUGGCAUGUGAAGACAGAAGGGUCUGGAAAUUGGUGGGAGCUACCAGCUUUGGGAUCGGCUGUGCCGACGUAAAUAAACCGGGAGUCUACAGUCGCAUCACCUCUUUCCUGGACUGGAUACAUGAACAGAUGGAGAGAGACCUGAAAACCUGAAGACUGUACUGGUGAACCGCCGGAUUGCAUUUUCAUCCUGAUUGCCCCCCUGCUCUGCAGAUAAAAAGCAACAACUAAAAAAAUCACUCUUCAUUACCUCCGACCCCAAAACAAAACUCUUUGUUAAGAGCAAAUGCCUUUGCUUUUCCCUUGCUGGUACAAAAAGAGCCAAAAGGAUGGAAGAGCAACCUUGUCACCUGCAUAGAGCACACUGGGCUAUGGAAGCUGACUUCCAAAUACUGUGGUUAUUCUUCCUGGUUUGGGACUGCAUUCAAACAGGAGAAAAAUGGUAUUUACUGAGUGUCUAUUGUGUACGGAGCACUGUACGAAGUGCUUGGGGGAGUACUGUAGAUCUAGGCAACAAUGUCAGAAAACCUAUGAAAGCUGAAAAGGCAGAUAGUAGCCACAAUAAGAAGGACUCCCUCUCACCUCCCCCUCCUCUCACCCCCAAUCACACAAAUAACAAAAACUUUGCAAGAACUCAAAGAGAAGGCAAUGGUAAUUUAAAUGAGUGCCUUCUACCCUUCCUCCGGCUACAUUUUUUUUCCCCUUUAGGGAGCAGGAACAAACUCAAACUUUCAUACUCUGAGAUCUUAUUUCAACAUUAGAUUAGGUUGGGAUUUUGUAAAGGGUUUGUCCUCCAAAGUGCUGAUAAACCUUAAUCUGUUUGGCCAUUACUCAAAACUUCUUCAUGGAAACAGAAACCACAAGCUUAAUUCUUCCCGGAUCUUGCAGAAAACGUGGCCAUGUGAUUGUUUGCCCAAGGUCAAAAUGGUUCUAGUCAAUCAGAGAUUAUGAAUUUUUCUGCCACCUAGAAUGUCUCUCAAAAUACCACAAUUGCUUUUACUCAGUAGUAGAGACCUAAAACAGGGCAGCCCACAGCACAGUCCCGCUGCAAGAUAUCUAACAACAUCUCAACCAGCACAAGCAACGAACCAUCUAAUUCACUGUGGCACCCAUCAUCUCUGUGCUGGAAGUUUCUGUGUCAUUGAUUCAAACCAUAAAACUAAAAUAUUUGACAGGGGACGAUAUUAUUUUUAUAGCAACAUCGUGGCUUCCUCCGAAUGACUCGAGGAGAUCUGUCCCUCUGGUUUUGUUAUAAAUGUCCUGUCUUCUUCCACUUCAUAAAAAUCAAUGCAGGCAGGGGUUUACUCUUCAAAUAAAAGGAAUGUGGAGGGCUAAGUAGUUUGAUGUUGGGCAAUAAACUAAAGAGUUUUUGCACUCUUCCAUAGUGUCAAUCUAACCUAGGUGAGGUCACCUUGCUAACCCAAAGUCACUAACCUUCUGAUGGCUAAAUACAGGUUGGCUGAAAAUGCCUUAGGGUUGGAGGGUGACCAGGCAUCAUCAGCCCCAUGGAGAAAUAACCUCAGGAAACAGGCUCCACAAGGAGACUGACUGGGAAGUUGGGCCCCUGUCACCUUCCGCUUCCGCAACUGCCAUGAGAGGGCCAGCGAUAUUAGCCAGUGGUGAGAGGAAGUUCUCCUAAAAGCGAUACCGAAUGGUAGACAAACUGAGGGUUAGGGGUGCAAAGUCAUCAACCUAGCCUCUUCCUCCACAAUUGAAUCUGCAAGUUGCUAAACGGGUGGUCGAGUACCUUCGAUAUUUAGAUCUGCUUUUUCUCCAUUUUACCAAAACUGAAAGGCAGAUUAAGCUCCAAAGCAAUAAUUAUGUGGUCACCAUAAGUGGGUGUCUUUUGCAAAAUCACAGGUCCUGCUAUGGCAAUGGGGGAGUCAUGGAAGGUAUGUGUUGAGGGACCUAUACAAAGAAGCACUUAUAAGACCCCCGGAAACAAGCCUAGUUUGGUUACUAAGUGGAAAGCAUCAUGUUCCCAGAUACUCAUUUAGCAAUAACAACUUAAAAGGAAUGAGCUAAAUUUAUUUCAGUUGCAGGAAAAUCAAACCAUCUUGAUUUUUUUUCCUGAAGUAUUUAGGCAAAUCUUCAGGUUAGAGGUGUGGCUUUCCAGCUAAAUGUCCCUCUCAAAAAAGGAAACAGUCCAAAGGAAAGCAAAAGUCUGACUCCCCUGCUCCAUUGUAAAUUCCUUGGGGCAGGGAUUAUGUUUCUUAGUUCAAAUGCCCUUUCCCAAGCAUUUAGUACAGUG
Ornithorhynchus anatinus (platypus) is the source of this 3529-nucleotide messenger RNA. It is a transcript of the gene TMPRSS3, whose product is annotated as transmembrane serine protease 3. The record is from RefSeq and is a predicted model, not a curated record. Gene Ontology annotation, biological process: proteolysis. The coding region runs from base 1 to 1431 and encodes 476 amino acids. The transcript has 13 exons. Gene Ontology annotation, cellular component: membrane. Gene Ontology annotation, molecular function: serine-type endopeptidase activity; protein binding. NCBI's taxonomy places the organism in Eukaryota, Metazoa, Chordata, Mammalia, Monotremata, Ornithorhynchidae.